This is a messenger RNA of Lathyrus oleraceus (garden pea), 4348 nucleotides long. RefSeq names its product BRCT domain-containing protein At4g02110. NCBI's taxonomy places the organism in Eukaryota, Viridiplantae, Streptophyta, Magnoliopsida, Fabales, Fabaceae. Bases 154 to 4215 code for a protein of 1353 amino acids. The transcript has 11 exons. The record is from RefSeq and is a predicted model, not a curated record.
AAAAAAAAUUAAAACCCUUCACCGCUAAACUGAACUAUUACCAUAUCACAAGUCUUCUAGGAGAAGUUUUGCCUUCAAAAAUAAAAAAGGGGCAAAUUUGCAUCCGUUUAUUAUCUGCACUGAAUCUCCAACUUCGCUUCGAUUUAUUCUCAAAUGCUUGAAACCAAUCACUCACCGCGAGUCUUUCGCGGUGUUCGUUUCACCCUCUUUGGUUUCGACCCUCUCACAGAAAGCAAGAUACGAUUCAAACUUGUGAAUGGCGGUGGAAUUGAUGCGGGGAAGAACACUGGGAAUUGUACUCAUGUUAUUGUUCAUAACCUUGUCUAUGACGAUCCCGUGUGUGUUGCUGCAAGAGAUGAUGGAAAGACGCUGGUUACGGCAUUGUGGGUUGAACACAGUGCUGAUAUUGGAAUGGCCGUUGAUGUUACAUCGGUUAUGUACAAACCGCUUAAAGACUUGAAUGGAAUUCCUGGUGCAAAAGAUCUGUUUGUUUGCUUGACUGGUUAUAUACACCAGGAUCGGGAAGACAUUAUGACUAUGGUUGGCUUGAUGGGUGCAGGGUUUUCUAAGCCGUUGGUGGCAAACAAGGUUACUCAUCUUGUAUGCUACAAAUUUGAAGGGGAAAAGUACGUACUUGCAAAGAGAAUGGGCACAAUAAAGCUAGUUAAUCAUCGUUGGCUGGAAGAUUGCUUGAAGGAUUGGGUGCUUCUUCCUGAAGACAAAUAUAACAAGAGUGGUUUUGAAUUGGAGAUAAUGGUGGAAGAGGCUAAAGAUUCUGAGGACGAGGCUGAAGAUUCCAAGCUGGGGCAAUUAGGGGGAAGGAAUAUAAGCAAAAGCCCCCCUGGUUCAAAAUUUGGUACAGCUGUGACUCAUGGAUUGUCCAAAACUUUACGAGAGGAGGCAUCAAAUGCCAUCCCAGAUUCUACUGGUCCACAGGUCUUGCCAAACGUCAAUAACGUUGAAGAUCCUUCAACUAUUACAAGAAAUAAGAACAAUUCUGAUCAAGAUGCAGACUUGAAUAAUGUUAGUGACUUGAAGGCACAUGGCUUCCAGGAUAUAGGCAUUACUGGAAAUACAAGUUCAUCUGCUCAGCAACCUAAUCUGCGGGAUGACACUUUGGAGACCGAGAAGUUAAGUCACACAAGAUCAACUUCUACAAAUGCUGACGGACUUGCACAUUCAGAUGAAAAGCUUGGUGCUGCGAGUUAUUCUAGGAAGAAUCAGAAGGGAUUUACCUUUUCAAGGGUAUCAGACGAAUAUGAAGGUAGAGAAGGCAACAACCUUGAAACCCCUUCCACCAAGGUAGAAAAGGCAUGUGAGGGAAUCAAGUCUGCUUGUGUUGAAGGUUCUGGGAAAGAAUCUGCUGUUAUUCAAGAGGGUAAUGGAAAUAAUUUAUUGCCUCGAAAGAGGACAAAUGAAGCUGCUGCUUCUACCAAAUUAAAAUCAAGAAAGAUCACUGGUAAUGCAAAAUUGUCUAUUGAAAGGACGCCGCUAAAAAAUGGUAAAUCUCAAGGAUUAAAAGUCCCAUCUGUGGUUGAUGAACCACCUAUGUCGGAUGGCUUUCUUUCUGUUGGCAAAGAUGGUAUAAAUAACUCAAAUACUUGCUUGCUUGCUAAAUCUGCAGCUUCUGCCUCCAACUCAGUGGCAAUUAAUAAGCCUAUCUCAGGAAAUGCAGAGUUGGCUCAAUGUAAUAAUGCUUAUCUGAGUUCAGCACAAAAGGCUGUUCAGAGCUUAAGUAAGUCUAAAACUAGUGGUGAUCCUGAUAUAACAGGUUUUGGAAUGGGACAAGGUGAUAACAAAGCAGAGGAGCAUAAUAUCACUACAAACCUUGAUUUUUCAUCACCAGGAAAGAAGUCAAAGAGUGAAGGGUUUGCUGGUCUUGAUGAUUGGGAUUUAAGCAAUGAAGAAAACGAUAAGCUGGUUAGAAAGUCACCCUGCAAGAAAUCAACUGUCAAGAGAACUUUGGGUUCUAGACCCAGAAAAGGUGUUACUGCUAAACUGAAGAGUUCAGUUUGCUUGAAUAAAACUAUGCAUCAAGAUGAAGGCGGAAGUUCUUCCAGUGGAAGCAAAGAAAUAGCAACUGCGGGUGCUAAGAAGCGUCAGGCAUCACCUCCAAUCCUUGAUGUUAACAAAUUGAUGGAGCAAAAGGCGGUUAGUGAAUAUGCAGAAGAUAAUGGUGGCAGAACUGAUAUUUUGGAUGACGAAACAGAGGCUCCAGAUGACAAAUGUGAAUCUGAGUUGGGUAUGGCUCCUGAAGAAGAAUUGGUUCAUCUUUCAAAAAAACUUGACACCUCAACAGAAGAGAAGUUAGAAGCAGUUGAACCUGAUAAAAAAUGUGAAGUAAUGCCUCCUAAAAAAUUCACAAAUGAAACUGAAAAACAGAAAUCACCUUCACUGUUAGACCCAACCUCAAAGUUGAGAGUAAAGCAUCAAGCGAUAAAGCGUCCUGCUAGUAAAACCAAGAAGCCCAGAGCUGCAAAUAAAAUAGCGAAGACUGUAGAGGCAGUAUCGUUAGAGAUGAUUCCUAAUGAGACAAGGGAUGAGGCAGAAAUAAAAAUCCUGCCUCAUCUAGAAGAGAAGUUAGAAGCAGUUGAACCUGAUAAAAAAUGUGAAGAAGCAGCGUCUCCUAAAAAAUUCACCAAUGAAACUGAAAAACAGAAACCACCUUCACUCUUAGACCCAACCUCAAAGUUAAAAGUAAAACAUCAAGCAAUAAAACGUCCCGCUAGUAAAACCAAGAAGCCCACAGCUGCAAAGAAAAUAGCGGAAACUGUUGAGGUAGUAUCCGGGGAGAUGAUUCCUAAUGAGACAAGGGAUGGGGCAGAGAUAAAAACCCCGAGAGAAAUGUCUGUACCUUCUGAUAUAAAAUGCCCUGCUAGUAAAACCAAGAAGACCACAGCUGCAAAGAAGAUAGCAAAAUCUGUUGAGGCAGUAUCUGGGGAGAUGAUUCCCAAUGACACAAAGGAUGAGACAAAGAUAAAAAUCCUGAAAGAAAUGUCUGUACCUUCUGAUAUAAGUGAGAACUCAAAUGCUCCAAGAAAUAAGCCAGAGAAUUUUGUUGAAGAGGAGAAGGAGAAUAGACCAAAUGUCGCAGAGCACGAUUUAGUGGAGGAAAGAAGUGUUGGAAAUCGAACUAUUAAAUCUAGUGUUAAGCCAGCAAAUAUAAAGUCUAAGAAAAUGAAGCACAGUCCAUCUAUAUCAGAAUUUAAUGCAAGAGUAAAAACUGAAGCUACAUGUUUUAUCUUAAGCGGCCAUCGUCUACAAAGAAAGGAGUUUCAACAAGUAAUCAAGUGUUUGAAAGGAAGGGUUUGCCGUGAUUCUCAUAAGUGGUCAUAUCAGGCAACACACUUCAUUGUUCCAGACCCUAUAAGGAGGACAGAGAAAUUUUUUGCUGCUACUGCAUCAGGAAGGUGGAUUCUUAAAACUGAUUACUUAACUGCUAGUAGCCAGGCAGGAAAAUUCUUGCCAGAGGAGCCUUAUGAGUGGCACAAAAAUCAUCUCACUGAGGAUAGUGGUGCCAUCAAUAUGGAAGCUCCAAGAAAGUGGCGGCUGUUGAAAGAAAGAACAGGACAUGGUGCCUUUUAUGGGAUGCGUGUAGUUGUUUAUGGCGACUAUUUUGCUCCACCUUUGGAUACUCUGAAGCGUGCGGUCAAAGCUGGGGAUGGAACAAUAUUGGCGACAUCUCCUCCUUAUACUCGCUUCCUUAAUAGUGGGGUUGACUAUGCCAUAGUUAGCCCUGGCAUCCCAGAUGUUGAUAUGUGGGUCCAAGAGUUCAUAAAACAUGAGAUACCUUGUGUUGCAGCAGACUACUUGGUUGAGUAUGUCUGCAAGCCUGGAGUCUCCCUUAAGAAACAUGUACUGUAUGACACUGAAGCCUGGGCGGAUAGGUCAUUUGAAAAACUUCAAAUCAAGGCAGAAGAGAUUAUUGAAGAGGUCAUUCCUCCUAAGGAUUGCAAUGAUGAUGAUGAUGAUGAUGAUGAUGUAGCUUGCCAAGUAUGUGGCUCCCGGGAAAGAGGAAAUGUCAUGUUGAUUUGUGGAGAUGAAAGUGGAUCUGUUGGCUGUGGAGUGGGUACCCAUAUCGAUUGCUGCAACCCUCCGCUCACAGCUGUUCCUGAGGAAGAUUGGUUUUGCCCAGAAUGCAGUAGUGCUAAAAAAUACUCAAAAAAUCCCAAGAAAAAGAAAAAGGGUGCAUUGUUUUCAUCAAAGACCAAGUGAGUCUGUCACCGUGUAUCUUAUUUUUAUCAAUCAUUAGCCCCUGGUCAUUGUGUGUAAUACUCUUAUUGUUCUUAUAUAUAGCUGUAAUAAUUAUGUAAAAAUCCUUUCAGAUUAACAAACUAUUUUUGAUUUA